Trichoderma atroviride IMI 206040 is the source of this 536-nucleotide messenger RNA. RefSeq lists its product as uncharacterized. The record is from RefSeq and is a predicted model, not a curated record. Gene Ontology annotation, cellular component: nucleus. Lineage: Eukaryota; Fungi; Ascomycota; Sordariomycetes; Hypocreales; Hypocreaceae.
ACUGGCUGAUGAAGGCAGAGCCAGAGUCGCGCUUUGAGAAUGGCAUUGAUGUGAGGUUCUCGAUUGACGAUUUGCGGGCGAGGGAGAAGCCUGAGGGGUGGGAUGGUAUUAGAGCGUAUGCGGCGCGUAAUCACAUGAGGAAUAUGAAUGCCGGUGACAAGGCCUUCUUUUACCACUCUAAUUGCAAGGAGCCUGGCAUUGCGGGCGUCAUGGAGAUUGUAAAGGAGUUUUCCGAAGACAAAUCCGCCCGCCGCCCAGGCACACCCUACUACGACCCGCAGUCCUCAAAGGACAAUAUCCGCUGGAGCCUGGUCCACGUCGAGUUUAGGAAAAAGUUCGCCGUGCCCAUUGGCCUCAAGGAGCUGCGCGAGCUGGGCAAGCCCGGCGGCCCGCUGGAGAAUAUGAUGAUGCUGAAGCAAGGGCGGUUGAGUGUGAGCAGGGUCAGUGCAGAGGAGUGGAAGGCGCUGAAUGAGAUUGCGGAUGAGAAGGCUAAGGAGGCGGGGUUGAAGCAUGAGAUGACGAAGCUUGUGAAGUGA